Trichomycterus rosablanca is the source of this 419-nucleotide messenger RNA. RefSeq names its product ribosomal protein L39 (gene rpl39). Gene Ontology annotation, molecular function: structural constituent of ribosome. Gene Ontology annotation, cellular component: cytosolic large ribosomal subunit; ribosome. The coding region runs from base 105 to 260 and encodes 51 amino acids. NCBI's taxonomy places the organism in Eukaryota, Metazoa, Chordata, Actinopteri, Siluriformes, Trichomycteridae. The transcript is spliced from 3 exons. Gene Ontology annotation, biological process: translation. The record is from RefSeq and is a predicted model, not a curated record.
UUUGUGUGACUCCGCCCCCUCGGUACGUAAUUACAACACGGCUGUUUCCCAUGAUUCCUUCUUUUCAGCCACCGUCAUAGUGGUGAAAGGACUGUGUGUCUGCGAUGGCGUCGCACAAGACCUUCAGGAUAAAACGCUUUCUGGCCAAGAAGCAGAAGCAGAACAGACCGAUCCCGCAGUGGAUCCGCAUGAAGACCGGUAACAAGAUCAGGUACAACUCCAAGAGGAGACACUGGAGAAGAACCAAGCUUGGCCUGUAAGCCCAUUACUGCUUCAGCUUUGUCUGAAUCUACACCCUGUCAUCAUCACCACCUCUGCCCAAAUGUGGCAAGACGACAUGCUGUGUGGAACAGAAGUUUCUCUUUUGUACAGAUCUGGAAAUGCUUGUGGGAAACAAUAAAUGAUUUGUCAUCAAAACA